Diaporthe citri is the source of this 2622-nucleotide messenger RNA. RefSeq lists its product as uncharacterized. The coding region runs from base 1 to 2622 and encodes 873 amino acids. Gene Ontology annotation, biological process: exocytosis; Golgi to plasma membrane transport. Gene Ontology annotation, cellular component: exocyst; cytoplasm. The record is from RefSeq and is a predicted model, not a curated record. The transcript has 4 exons. NCBI's taxonomy places the organism in Eukaryota, Fungi, Ascomycota, Sordariomycetes, Diaporthales, Diaporthaceae.
AUGCCGCAGACAACAUUUGGCUUCAGGCAGGCAGACGAAUACGACCACGACUGCGACCACGGUGACGACUGCGACUUCGACUACGGCUUCGACUACGACAGGACCGAUGCGCCCCGGGGGCCGGCAGCAUUGAUGGCUGUAAACAGGGCCGAGUCCGGGUCUGGCCCGAGAGCCCUGUUCCCCCAGGGACCCAGCUUAGAAGAGAAGGACUUCUCAACCAAGGAGUUUAUCGUGAGGGACUUUGUUGACGAGUUGGCCGAGAGCGCAAUUCCCGUGAACCGACGAUCCGCCCCAGCGACCCAGCCAGCGUUCGAUCCAAAACCCCUGAUCAGGACCUUCGAAAAUGCAUUGUCACAGUUGGGUGCGCUCACGGAGAAGCUGGAAGAGGAGGAAUCCGGGCUGCAGAGCGACGUGCGCCGAGCAGAAAUGCAGCACGAUCGCACCCUAGAGACGCUUGGUCGGAAACUAGACCAGUCUAUGGCCCAGUUCGAAGCACUCGACUCCACGCUGAACAGCUCCAACGGCAUCAACGGCCACGACAGGACAGCCCGAGGUGACAUAGGGGGAAAUGUAGCUGUGCAGAUCGGCGAGAGGCUGGAGGAGCUGGACCGGAAGCGUAGGAGGGCGCUGGACGCCAACUUCCUGAUUCAAUGCUGGAAUGAGGUCUCCGAGACUGGGCAGCUGGGCUCACUCGAGGAGAUGAAAAGGGUGGGCGGAGCCGAAAACAAAGUCCGGUGCGCCAACAUUGCGCGACAGCUCAUGCGCAUCAGCCAGAGGUUGGAUCCCACAUCUUGGGGGCAGACGAACGGAUACCGGCGGAACGGGAUCACGAAUGGCGUGACUGGCAUCAGCCGGAAGCAUAACACUCGCGAGGUACUGGAGAAGUUCUGCGAGGUUUUGGAACAGGACCUGCUCGAGCAGUUCAACAGGAGCUAUCGAUCUCAGAACUUCCCCGACAUGCUGCAGUGUGCCAAGGUCCUGUUUGAUUUCAACGGUGGUAACAGUGUUGUGGCCACCUUCGUGAACCAGCACGACUUUUUUAUCAACAGGAACCAGCUUCUGGCAGACGAGGUCACUGGUGACGAUGAGACGUGGGAGUUGCUCGCCGAUCCUGACAAGGAGCCUCCUGGAAUCGAGCAGAGCCUGCAAUCCCUGAUUGACGAAGUCAGGGUCGUCAUGCAAGAAGAGUCGUUCAUCAUCAAACAGGCCUUUCCAAUGGCGGAAACAGUUCUGAUCAAAUUCAUUCAACGAGUUUUUCAGCAGUCUGUUCAACAGCGGCUGGAGAUGGUGCUCGAAAAAGCGGAUUCCGUAUCGUCACUGGCAUUCCUGCGGUCACUGCACUCGGCAAGAACUUACAUCGGUCAACUCAUCGAGGACCUGAAGACCCACGGACUGAUCGAUAACCCGGAACCUUGCUCUGCGCAUAUCACAAACCCUGGACCAGCAGAUGGAGGAGCUUACACCAUUUUCCACUCCAGACGCAAAAAGGCCCCAAGUGGCUUCAUGGCGGCUAUAGCCCAGCAAGGCUCGCAACUAUUGGCAUCGGCCAAAGACGUCUACCUGGAACGUCUCGAAUCUUCCGACCUCACACCAACUCAAAAGGCAAUGAUGUUGCGGGUCGCUGGCGUUAAGGACAACAGCGAGAACAAGAACGAGAUUGAGGUUUCCGAGGAAGACGGCGCUAUCAGCGUUGAGGUGGCCCAAAGGAUGAUGCAGUGGCUCGCAGAGAGUGUUCGCAGGACGCUCGAGCUCGGCUCCUCGACCGAUACUGCAAGGGACGUCAACAGUCUACUGAGCCUCCUCCUCACCAGUAUGGGCCAGGUCUAUAUCGAGACAGCUCUGGACGCCGCGCUCGACGCUUCGUCUUCGCAGGAAAACUCAAAGGUCGAACCAGACAUAUCAUACUUGCCCAACAUACGGCCCGCCGUUACGAUCGCGAAUAUCAUGUCACGGUUCAUACACACUGUCAUGAUCAGGCUCGCGGAGGGCAAUGCGACUGUGCGGCGAAGCAUGGAGGCCCAGGGCAAGAUGGCCAUGGAGACAAUUGAGAGAAAAACGAAUAGCGUCGUCAAGAGCUCGGUGGACGUUGUGAUCAACUGGGUGACUAGGACACUAGCAACACAGCGCAAGACAGAUUUCCGCCCCAAGGACGCAGAGCUUGAGCUUAUUGCAGAACUGUUGCAGACGCCAACAUGCCAGACGAUCUGCAGCUUCCUCAAGCGGGUCUCUAUCCUCUCAACGCAGGCCAUUGAUGGUCACAACCUGGAGAUCUUCAGCAGCGAGCUGGCGUUGGCGAUACACAAGCUGCUCUUGGAGCACUUCAAGAAGUUCUCCGUCAACGCGACUGGUGGGUUGAUGGUGACUAAGGACCUCAACAAGUACAUCUCGACGUUGAAGGAGUGGCCCCUCACCAAGGAAGUCCAGGGGAUAUUAGAUCUCCUUCCGGAGAUUGGGUACCUGUUCAUCAUCGGUCCAGAGGCGCUGAAAGAGAAGAGCCGGAACUUAGGAUCGGGUUCAGCUGCGACGGGCAAGAAGCUGACCAAGGCGGACUUCAAGGCCAUCGUGCAAAAGAGAGAGGACUCGAGCAGUGUGGGUAUCCAGAGUGUGCUCAAUGGGUUGUAA